Molecule: messenger RNA, 1711 nt
Organism: Plodia interpunctella (Indianmeal moth)
Lineage: Eukaryota; Metazoa; Arthropoda; Insecta; Lepidoptera; Pyralidae
Gene: Y-c
Product: protein yellow-like
Exons: 8
Coding region: 163-1386 (407 amino acids)
Cellular component (GO): extracellular region
Source: RefSeq, a predicted model, not a curated record
AAUUUCUCAUUAAACUACAGCGGACCCAAAAAAGCCUGUAAAGUUCUUUGGUGAAGUGUUGAGUAUAGAUACUUAUAAAGCUGGCGAGACCUCGAACUGUUAGUCAGGGCUUGUGGCCGAGCAGAACCGGUCGCGUCACGACCACUCUACACAUUUCACAACAUGAGGACUUUAUUGAUCGUGGUCCUUGCAGCGGCAUCAGUAUGCAAAGCAGCCGUGCCCCAGCUGCGGUUCGCCUGGAAACAAGUGGACUAUGCCUGGGAGACCCCGGCUGACCGCGAGAAAGCUAUUCAGGACGGUCUCUUCAAUCAGUACAACAACCUUCCACUCGGCUUAGCCAGGUGGAAGAACAAAGUUUUCGUCACUGUACCCAAAUGGAAAGAUGGCGUUGCUUCUUCAUUGAACUAUGUGGAUAUAGAUGGCCCACAAGACCAACCUCUGAAGCCUUACCCUUCUUUCAAGGACAAUCUGAUCGCGAAUGACGCAAAGACUUUGCCUACUAACAGCUCCAUAGUGUCGGUAUUCAGAGUUUAUGUAGACCCGUGUGACAGACUCUGGGUAAUGGAUACUGGCUUGGCCGAUAUUUUCGGCGCAUCGAACCAAAUUGUGGGCCCUUCGAUUGUCAUCUUCGACUUAAACACGGACCAGCUGAUACAUCGAUACUACCUCAAAUUAGCAGAUAUGAAAGAAGACACCUUCUUUGCAAACAUCGUAGUGGAUGUGGACAAAAACACCUGUGACAAUGCGUUCGCAUACAUCCCUGACCUCGGCGGCUACGGUGUGGUGGUGUACAGCCUCAAGCAGGACGACUCCUGGCGGGUGACUCACCACUACUUCUUCUUCGACCCUCUUUCGGGCUCCUACAACGUCGGUGGGGUGAAAUUCCACUGGACUGAUGGUGUCUUCGGCUUGGCUCUCUCGGAGCCCAGGGAUAAUGGUUUCCGAACAGUAUUCUUCCACGCUCUAUCGAGUACCAAGGAGUUCUGUGUGUCCAGCGAACUCCUCCGAAACUACACGAAGUUAGACAAAAACCAAGCCUUCCAAGACUUCAAGUUAUUAGGUGACAAAGGUCCUAAUUCCCAGUCAUCGGCCAGUUUCUACGAUACAAAAACUAAUGUUCUGUUUUACACGCAGGUGAACCGUGACGGCGUUGGUUGCUGGAAUUCAAAUAAGCCAUUUACACCAGAAAAUAAUGCUCUUAUCAUCUCAGAUCCUAAACUUUUCGAGUUUACCAACGACUUAAAGGUUGACAGUGACAACAUCCUGUGGAUCCUCAGUGACAAAAUGCCGCGCUUCCUCAACGCCAAGCUGGACGUUGACGAUAUCAACUACAGAAUAUUCAGUAUCAACACCACUGAUGCCAUCGCCGAUAGCGUGUGCCAGUAGAUUCGACCAUAGACAGAAAAAAACAGCGUUUUGUUUCAUCUCGCUAUGGUCAUUAGUAGAAAGUCGUUCCUUCUUGCCCUCGUUUUUGAAGGCGCCACAAACAUCACAAUCGUUGAUAGUUUGCGACAACUUACAAAACUGUACAAACAUUAUAUUUAAUUUAAAAAUAAGUAAUUAAGACGUGCAUCGAAAGAGCUUUUGUAAAGUGGCAUCGCGUUGACGAGUUAGUAAAGCCUCUUCAUUAAAAAACUGUGUUUCAGUUUAACGGGCUGUAUAUAAGAAAGUAAUGUCACGUUAACAGAGUAAAUAUAAUUAUAAGUAAAAA